This is a messenger RNA of Ochlerotatus camptorhynchus, 1317 nucleotides long. RefSeq names its product ribosomal protein LP0 (gene RpLP0). NCBI's taxonomy places the organism in Eukaryota, Metazoa, Arthropoda, Insecta, Diptera, Culicidae. Bases 127 to 1071 code for a protein of 314 amino acids. Gene Ontology annotation, molecular function: structural constituent of ribosome; large ribosomal subunit rRNA binding. Gene Ontology annotation, biological process: ribosome biogenesis; ribosomal large subunit assembly; cytoplasmic translation. The record is from RefSeq and is a predicted model, not a curated record. Gene Ontology annotation, cellular component: cytosolic large ribosomal subunit. The transcript has 3 exons.
CCGCACUUGAUGGUGUCAGCGAAAAAAACCUUCCACUCGUUCAUUACGUUUACAUACGCUGAAGCAAGCAAGUUGUCUGCGCUUUGUUCUUAAAUUUCUUCUGGAAGUCCCUAUUUAGCACGCAAGAUGGGUAGGGAGGACAAAGCUUCGUGGAAAGCAGGUUAUUUCGUAAAGAUCGUGCAACUGCUCGAUGAGUUCCCCAAGUGCUUCAUCGUCGGUGCCGACAACGUCGGAUCGCGCCAGAUGCAGUCCAUCCGUAUCUCGCUGCGUGGUACAGCCGUCGUCCUGAUGGGUAAGAACACCAUGAUGCGAAAGGCCAUCCGUGGUCAUCUUGAGGAGAACUUGCACCUUGAGAAGCUGCUGCCGCACAUCAGGGGUAACGUUGGCUUCGUGUUCACCAAGGGCGAUCUGGUCGAUGUUCGCGACAAGCUGAUGGAGAGCAAGGUUCGUGCUCCGGCUCGUGCCGGUGCCAUCGCUCCGCUGGAGGUCGUCAUUCCGGCCCAGAACACCGGUCUUGGACCCGAGAAGACCUCUUUCUUCCAGGCUUUGUCCAUCCCGACCAAGAUUUCCAAGGGUACGAUUGAAAUCAUCAACGACGUGCCCAUUCUGAAGCCGGGCGACAAAGUCGGUGCUUCCGAAGCCACUCUGCUCAACAUGUUGAACAUCUCUCCGUUCUCGUACGGUCUGCAAAUCCAGCAGGUGUACGAUUCGGGUUCGAUCUUCUCCCCGGACAUCCUGGACAUCAAGCCGGAAGACCUCCGCGCCAAGUUCCAGGCUGGAGUUGCCAACUUGGCUGCCAUCUCGCUCGAGAUCGGAUACCCAACUCUGGCUUCCGUGCCGCACAGCAUUGCCAACGGAUUCCGCAACCUGUUGGCCAUCGCUGCCGUCACCGAGGUUGAGUUCAAGGAAGCCGAAACCGUCAAGGAGUUCAUCAAGGAUCCGAGCAAGUUCGCUGCCGUUGCCGCCCCAACUGUCUCGGCUGCUGCUGCCCCGGCCGCCGCUGCCAAGGAGGAAAAGAAGGAAGAUACCGAAUCCGAGGACGACGAUAUGGGCUUCGGUCUGUUCGAUUAAGCUGGUUAUUCUCGAAACGAGUCAGUUGCACUGCACCAUUAAUAUCUACUUCGGUGGGUGAAUGUUUACGUCUUUUUGCUGAGGGGCUCGUAUCUACUCGUCCGGGGUUGAAACGACAAGUCAACUCUCAUGGCGAUGUACGGGUCUGUGUGAACCAUUCGUCCCCAGACUACAUAUUGAGGAUGUGCAGGAUCUUAAACUAACAACAAAAAAGUAUUUUUCAAUAAAAUACGCUACAAAAUGUAA